UGAAGAGCUGACGUCAUGGCCCAGUGCUAGGAGGGAAGAGGACUGGGCACAGGUCAUUAGCAAGUGAGACUGAGUUAGCAAGAUCAACGGACAACAAAACAACAUCAAAAUGAAGUUUGCUGUGGUUCUGCUCAGUCUCUUUGGGUUGUCUUUGAGUCUCUCCCUUGGUACACAAGUGGGUCUGACCGACAAAGUCCUGGUCUUCCCUUAUGAGACAGACUUCAGCUUCGUGGCCCUGGUCCCACAGAAGGAGAUGAGUCUGAGAGCCUUCACGCUCUGCAUGCGUGUGGCCACCGAGCUGCCGGAGGAACGUCAGAUCAUCCUGUUCGCCUACCGCACGGCUGACUAUGACGAACUCAACGUGUGGCGUGAGAAGGAUGGGCGCAUCUCCUUUUACAUGAGCGGUGACGGUGUCUUCUUCCACCUGCCACCCCUCACCACCUUCCGCACCAGCCUCUGCCUGUCUUGGGAGUCUCGCACAGGCCUCGCAGCUUUUUGGGUGGAUGGGAAGCGGAGCACCUACCAGGUCUACAAACCUGGACACACCAUUCGUCCGCAAGGCACCGUCCUCCUGGGGCAGGACCCAGACAAGCAUCUGGGUGGUUUGGAGGCCGUGCAGAGCUUUGUAGGGGAGGUGACUGAUCUGAAUAUGUGGGAUUUUGUGCUGUCUAGGAGCAUGAUCCAGGCCAUGCACUAUGGGCACAAGGUCCCUAAGGGAAACAUCUUUGACUGGGCCACCAUGGAGUAUGAGCUGAAUGGGAACGUGAUGGUGGUGGAUGAUGACUGACUCGGUGUGGAAUCAAUUGCAGGGAGGGAUGAGGCUUCAGAGGUGUGUUUUGGACUGAUACUAAUGUGUGUGAUUGUCUUUAUUAGAUUCAGUGUUGUUUUAUGUUAGGACCCUUCAACUGUUCUUCCUUAAAGACCAACAGUAGAAAGCAGGAGUGUUUGGGACAUUCAGUAUUUAACUAUAGAGUAGCCCAUAACCAUUUUCACAUUGGCAACAAAAGCUAGUACUUUAUUGUGCAUAGAAAUCAGUUUUCAGUUGUUUUACAUCUUAAAGCAUUGCUCUAACUCAGUUUAUGUUCACAGUUAUUCCUCUAAUUCUUGCAUUUUUUAAAAAGCCAUACUAGUCGUCUUUGUAUUUCAAGGCUUCAUCCUCUGACUGCUGUGAGAGCAGGCUGGUGUGGAUCGAGCACAAAAUGUUGACGUGCCAGAUGUAUCCAUAGGGUGGCAGUCUGUACUAGUUCACAUCAAACAGAAACAUACAUGCAUCCACUGAUGUGAUGUGGCGUACUUACACCUAUUAACUGAAGCCACAAAUUACUGAUUAAAAUGUUAAGAAAAAUGUUGGAAAACUACAAUUCAAAUGAAUUUAAUCUAUUUCUUAUUUGCAUCCUCUUGCAUCACCUCUGAUACUAUAGUGCCUCUAACAGCAAAUCACAAUAGACUUGCAGUGACCCUUUUAAUUAUUAUUAUUUUGUUAAAAUAAGGCAAAUUGUAACAAAAACAAGGCUAUGUCAAGAACCUUGUAUCAUGCAUUUUUGAUUUUUCAGCAUGUGUUUUUUAAGGCGGUUUGCCCAGUGAUAUUGAUUAUAAAAAUAUGAAUGAGAUAUUAAAACAGCAAACAGGGGGGUUGCAUUAUUUCUACAGUUGACUUAAUGAUUUAACCGCACUGAGAGACAAAUAGCAAUUAUCAUGUUUAAAAUCCAUUGCCAUAAUGUUGCCUUUGGUUACCGUACCCACUCAUGAAUUUUCCAUGUUUCGACUGAUGUAAGAACGCUUUUGGGUCUGAAAUAAAAUCUUGCCAUGUGCAUAACUAAUAAUGUUUGUAAUUAAAGAGAAUAUUUCGUCUUUGAA
This is a messenger RNA of Lates calcarifer (barramundi perch), 1857 nucleotides long. RefSeq names its product C-reactive protein 1 (gene crp1). The record is from RefSeq and is a predicted model, not a curated record. NCBI's taxonomy places the organism in Eukaryota, Metazoa, Chordata, Actinopteri, Centropomidae.